UUGCGGCUGUUUACUCCUUCCGUUGUCUUCCCUAAGUCAAGCAUUAAACUGAUUUUUCUUAGAAUUCUACAAAUAUUAUAACCGUCAUGACUGAAGACGUCCAAAGGCAUUCGGUACACACAUUAGUUUUCCGUUCAUUAAAACGAUCUCACGAUAUGUUUUUGUCAAAUCAAGGAUUGUUGCCCACCGUGGACGAAAAAGCAGACAAAAUUCGAAGAAGUAUCAAGGCCAGGGAUUUCUACGGCCUCGUUUUCGAUGACGUGAAAAAAAUGCAAGCGAUGAAAAACCUCAGGGAGUCGGAAGCGGGGCCGAACCCGCCGCCCCCGGGGACCGUCGAAAGCGACGCGACUCCUCUCGAAAACGCGGUCGUGCCGUUUUCCGAGAAUACACUGAAUCGGAACCCACAAAAUCAGCAAAAUCAAAUAGCUACACUUAUCAAAAAGGCCCCGACCAUGCCCAAACCGAAAUGGCACCCUCCGUGGAAAUUGUACAGGGUUAUCGCGGGCCAUCUGGGAUGGGUUAGAUGUGUGGCCGUCGAACCCGGAAACGAAUGGUUCGCGACAGGCGCGGCGGAUCGAAUAAUAAAAAUUUGGGAUCUGGCGUCAGGACAACUUAAAGUGUCCCUGACUGGCCACGUCAGCACUGUGAGGGGAUUAGCUGUCAGCGCGAGACAUCCGUAUUUGUUCAGCUGCGGCGAGGAUAGACAAGUAAAAUGUUGGGAUCUCGAGUACAACAAGGUUAUACGUCAUUACCAUGGUCAUCUGUCGGCGGUUUAUACAUUAGCCCUACAUCCAACCAUUGAUGUUUUGUUGACUGCAGGAAGGGAUUCGACCGCUCGUGUCUGGGAUAUGAGAACAAAAGCAAACAUCCACACUCUAACUGGGCAUACUCACACCGUGGCCAAAGUUAUAGCCCAAGCGUCUGAGCCCCAGAUCAUCACAGGAUCCCAUGAUACCACGAUAAGGUUGUGGGAUCUAGCGGCUGGAAAAUCCAUCUGCACCCUCACCAACCACAAGAAAAGUGUCAGGGACUUGGUGUUUCAUCCCACAUUAAAUAUGUUCGCGUCCGGGUCGCCGGACAACAUAAAACAGUGGAAGUGUCCGGAAGGGAAGUUCAUUCAAAACCUGUCUGGCCACAACGCCAUCAUCAACUGCCUGGGCGUCAACUCCGAAGGAGUUCUGGUGUCCGGAGGGGAUAACGGGACGCUACACUUUUGGGACUGGAGGACGGGAUACAACUUCCAAAGGCUCCAGGCUCCGGUCCAGCCCGGGUCCAUGGACAGCGAGGCCGGCAUAUUCUCGAUGAUUUUCGACCAAUCAGGUUCGAGACUUAUCACGACAGAGGCCGACAAGACGAUUAAAAUUUACAAAGAGGACGACACGGCCACGGAGGAGAGCCACCCGAUCAAUUGGAAACCGGACAUUCUGAAGCGGAGGAAAUUCUAAAAUAAGUUUACAAUUUAGGAUUUUUAUAUGAAAUAAAACACCAAAUUUCGAUUCGACAGUAUAUAUUCGUAAUAUAAAUAUUUAUUUA
Cylas formicarius (sweet potato weevil) is the source of this 1533-nucleotide messenger RNA. It is a transcript of the gene Tango4, whose product is annotated as pleiotropic regulator 1. Gene Ontology annotation, biological process: mRNA splicing, via spliceosome. Gene Ontology annotation, cellular component: Prp19 complex; catalytic step 2 spliceosome; precatalytic spliceosome. Lineage: Eukaryota; Metazoa; Arthropoda; Insecta; Coleoptera; Brentidae. The coding region runs from base 87 to 1445 and encodes 452 amino acids. The transcript has 7 exons. The record is from RefSeq and is a predicted model, not a curated record. Gene Ontology annotation, molecular function: protein binding.